Molecule: messenger RNA, 4188 nt
Organism: Schizophyllum commune H4-8
Lineage: Eukaryota; Fungi; Basidiomycota; Agaricomycetes; Agaricales; Schizophyllaceae
Exons: 16
Coding region: 391-4113 (1240 amino acids)
Biological process (GO): proteolysis
Molecular function (GO): cysteine-type peptidase activity; protein binding
Source: RefSeq, a predicted model, not a curated record
AUGUCCUCCUCCUCGCGGCGGCCCCAGUCCCCAAUGGUAGCCCUUCGUCGCCAUCUCGAGCCUCGACCCUUGUCUACCCUCCCAGUCCGCCUCACCCAUCUCGCGCAUCGGACGAUUUCUUGAAUUUCUUCGGUCUCGCGCUGAUCAUCUGGCCGUUAUCUUAUCGGUGCCGCCCCCGGUCGGUCCGCACUCGGCCGAUCUCCGACAUGAGGUGCUCGGCAAGUGACGAAGUCGCGAAGCUCUUCAAUCCAAAGUUCAGGGCCACAAUGCACCCUUGCGCUUUCCCCACUAUCCUCCGAGGCGAGACUAUCGAGGACGGGACUCGCUGGAAGCCAUCGUGAACACACUGAGCACUCGCCACCAUCCCCCUUCAUCGAUGCAUGCACGCUCAUGGUGAACCUCAUCGACUUGCCGGAGGACGUGAUCGUGUGCAUCUGCUACUGGCUUCGCGUCGAAGAUGUGCUUCGCCUAACCGAGACAUGUCGCGCGCUGCACACGCUCGCGUCCAGCGACUACGUGUGGCACCAGAUCCCCCUCGAUCUUCCUCUUCCACUCCGUCCUGAUACCCCUCGCUCGUCGCUACCCGCCCGCGAGCUUCGUCACCUCGCAGUCCACGCCCUGCGCCUCAACCGCAACUGGCGCCGGCCCGUCUUCGCUCGCCCCCGCAUCACCCACAUCGAGCACGGCAACAUCGUCUUUCGCUCCGAGCUGCUACCAAAUGACCGUCUCUGCACUCUCUCGCGCUCGCUGACCAGCAUGACAUACUUCACUGUCUGGCUGCUCGCCAAUAAUGGCUACAGACGCGAGCACUGCUUCGAGACACCUGGCGCGCUGAACUUCGCCACAGGCCUUGUGAGAGACUCGGACGACGCGCUUGUUGCGAUUAUCGGCAGGGCGCCAGGACGCUCAGAAUUUCUGGAUAUAUAUCGCGUUCCCGCCAGCAAGAGCGCAGACGAAAUCGACCCUCCGCAGGUCUCUUUAGUGGCGUCAAUAUGCCGACCUAGCCACGAAGGCACAUUUUCCGAGGUGCACAUUGCCGACUACAUCGUCGCCGUCAGCCUCGCGAAAUUCGAAGGGCAGCAAGUGCCCUCCUACGAAAUUCUCCUCGUUAACACACGCACCUGCGUCCAUCUGCUAGUCCAUCCGAAACUACCGCAGACCUCCGACCAAAAGCACUUCCGGCUCUGCGGCGCGGUCGAGCCGCGCCACAUCCUCUUCCUCAGCACCUCGCCUGGCCGGACUGCAUCCCUAACCACCCACAUUCACGCCCUUCCCACCGAGCUCUUCGACGCCGAGGAGCCCCCAGAUGCGGAGAGCAUCCGCGCCCACACGCCCAUCCCUGCCCUACGCAGCCGCCGCGGCUCCCCACCUCAGUCCUCGCCCUCGUCCCCGCCGCCACCUACCUCGCCUGCACCGCGUCCCGUCGAGCUCGGCCCGCUGGUACAUCGACACGAAGUGCCCACUGUGCCCAUCCGGCUGCAGACCUACGCCUCUGACGUGCAGAUAGACCCGGCGAGCGGGCGGUGCAGUUUCGCCCUCCUGGCCUUCCAUGGCGCAUAUGUUGGCUCACGCGGGCAGGCGGGGGCGCGGGCGAUGUUCUUCAGCUUGCCGACGAGGCGGCGAAGCACGGCGGCGAGUACAAGCGCGCAACUCGCGUCCACCGACAUCCAGACCUUCCGCAUGGAUCCGCUCGUUGGCCUCGACGCCGUGUGUCUUGGGCGCACGGGGCGGCGCGCGGUGUGGCUCGAGCGCAACUGGGAGAACGACAUCUUCGCGCUGGUGAAGGCGGAUUUCGGGGCGCCGGCGGUGAGCAAUUUCGGGGCCUCAGCGAUAUCCUUAGAGGCAGAUGGCAAGGCGUUGAGCACGUAUGGCAAACUGGUAUCCCCUGAUACGAAGGCUUCUGCGAGCCAGACGACAGUGGAGAAGCGACAACCGGUGAUCGCGCCGCUGCUGCCGCCGCAUCUGGCGCUGCCCUUCGAGGCGCACGCGUGUCAGUCACUGGCGUUCGACGAGGCGAAGGGGCGCAGACGACUAGACAUAGAUGAGCAGACUCCGUCUCAAAGCCAGCGGCGUGUGAGGAUCAGACCUUGGUGGUGCUGGUCGACUGAAGGUGGUAAUGCGACCCGCUCCGCCCCCGCCUCAGACUUCGAGACUAAGGCUGCUAUUCGUGCUCGGGCGUUCCGAGAGCUGCACAAGAAUGACCCGGACUACAGACGCAGGAAUGCGGAACGGUCGGCAAGGCUCCGCAGGGCGGCAGGUGCCAAACCACGCCCUCGCAUACAGAUCCCAUCCGCUAUCGAGCAACAGCGUACACCCUCACAUGCCGACGUCGCUCUCUGGGAGGGCGACAUCCUCCCGGAGCUGCAUCUUCCGUCGGGCACAGAACUGCCCACAGCCUUUAUCCAGCGGCUGCAAAUGGUCGAUAUCCGUCUUCGAACACUAUCGAGCACAGCCCCUCUCACCGAAGACCUCGCGCUUGCUCUGCGUGACCCCGCCCGUGCGGCCACUUCCCUGCUUGAACGCGCGCACGGUCACAUCUCAUCCGGGACGUACAUCGACUACUGUGAUAUACGCUUUGCAAUCCGAAUGUUGCGCGCAGUUACGGAUGCCCUGCGUCUUGCUAUAGCUGACGCGGACAGUGCUUCGUCACUAUGCCCGCCUUCAUACUAUCAAGUCUUCGGGGACUUCAGGCUACUGCUUAGGAAUGCCACGACAGCACUAGACCUUGCCUCCAUCAACAUAAAACAAGCGUUGCUCUCAUUCCCCGUUACACCAACUUUGCUCAAGGAGGCUGUUACCUCCUCCGCCAAAUGCCAUGCUCGGUCUUGCGCUCAACGCUCCGAACUGUCGACUGGCAUCAAGCUGCACCCAGAGCAUGUCAAUUGUCUUGGCCCCGGGGUAUGGCUGUGCGACACAGUCAUAGAUUUCCUCAGCGAGGCAUGGAAUACGACAUGCACCCUUGACGACUGUGUCAUCAUGCCAGUCGAUUUCUCUUUCCGCUGCAUAAGGAAUCAGACCGACAAGGCGGUCGACAUACUACGCAAGGUUGCGCUUCGACAACCUCGCCGUACCGAAUUCUGGCCACGCAUUGUCAUUCCAGUAUCACACAACAACCAUUUCUUCGUGCUUCAUAUCGAUAAUGACGCCCGAAUCUCGACCGGGUUCGAUAGUCUGGCAUCGCACGCGUGGAGUGAGCAGCAGCUUACCGCGCUGAAUCAGCAAGCCUUGACGGCCAUCAACACAUUCUGCGAGGAGAAAGGGUGGGAUAUAGUCGAGGAAGACGAUUGGAAUGACAUUAGUCAAGGCUUCAACCAAACAAAUAGCGUUGAUUGCGGUGUCUACACGCUGCUAUUCAUCAGGCAUCUCAUCCGCUCGUCUGCGGGCACGCUCAAGGAUAAGAGUGUCCCUACACAGUACCAUUUUCCUGGACAACAGACGAAUCGCGGCGCAGAUCGCACGCUUGCAUUGGCCGCGUUGCGGGACGACGGGAAAACGAAGGUGGCCGGGGAGGUCACCAUCACGUCUGAGGAUGCCAAUGGACAGCUCAAAGACCAGAACCUGGAGCAAAUCGCUACUGAUCUGUCGGCGCAUCCGACAGGUUGGCAGACGGUAGAGGAAGUCAUGGCCCUACGGCCUGAAAACGGUAUACUUCCGAGACUUAAACCUGAUCACGGAGACAUCCCCAUCCCUCCGCCGCGAUCCGCAUCCAGCACCAGGGUAUGGCACUAUGGAUGGCCAAUCGGGCUCAAUUUCGUGCACGAAACCAUCCAGCAUUCUAUCCCCGAUUACAACACGAACACCGCCUUCGCCUUGAAGCUCCCAUUGAUGACGAUAAUGGUGAAGCAUUAUUUCGGCCUCAGAUUCGAGGUGAACUUCGCCUACGUAGAACCCGAUGAUGCGAAAUGGCUCCCGGAACCUUUUUACCCUGGGGCUCCUGGCCUUGGCUUCAUUGCGUUUGUCAGCACACACCCUCCCAGCCGCCUUCGCAAGCGGCUUACGCAGGAGCAGUUGGACAAGAUGGUUCGUACAAUGGCUGGUGAACCUCCGCACUGGAUGGAAGAAGCAAGGGAGAAGGACGGCAUCUAUGAGAAGCGGCCCACGCCGACCGAGUAGAUACGUGCAUAUAUCUCAUGUACUCUCCAUACGCUUCAAAGCCUGGUUCUCGCUCUUCCUGCCAGAACAGCAAAC